This is a messenger RNA of Hibiscus syriacus, 1049 nucleotides long. Its product is annotated as peroxidase 47-like. Gene Ontology annotation, molecular function: peroxidase activity; heme binding. Gene Ontology annotation, biological process: response to oxidative stress; hydrogen peroxide catabolic process. The record is from RefSeq and is a predicted model, not a curated record. Lineage: Eukaryota; Viridiplantae; Streptophyta; Magnoliopsida; Malvales; Malvaceae. The coding region runs from base 16 to 984 and encodes 322 amino acids. The transcript is spliced from 5 exons.
UCGAGUUUAGCAAAGAUGGCGAUGGCUACGUUGCUAGUGAUGCUGAUUGUCAUCGGCAGCGCAAAUAGUCUCCGCAUGGACUACUACAUUACCACUUUCCCAUUUGCCGAGUCAAUAGUGAAGAACGCUGUUAACAAAGCUUUGCAAAAUGAUCCAUCCCUAGCAGCUGCCUUGCUUCGAAUGCACUUCCAUGAUUGCUUCGUUGAGGGAUGUGACGGGUCCGUUCUCGUCGAUUCGACAGAGGAUAACACCGCAGAAAAAGAUUCCCCUGCGAACUUGAGCUUGAGAGGCUUUGAGGUUAUUGAUGAUGCCAAGGAGCAACUUGAAGAGCAAUGCCCCGGCAUUGCCUCGUGUGCCGAUAUUGUUGCAAUGGCUGCUGGAGAUGCAAUUUUCUGGUCUCUUACUUCUUCUCUCUCUUCUCCUUCUUCACGAUCAACCAACUGCAGGGGGCCAAUAUAUGAUAUACCAAAAGGAAGAAGAGAUGGAAGGAGGUCUAAGAUAGAAGACACAAUCAACUUGCCUUUCCCCUCCUUCAACACUUCUCAGCUCAUCAACGCCUUUGGGCGGCGAGGUUUCACUACUACAGAUAUGGUCGCUUUGUCCGGGGCACAUACAUUAGGAGUUGCAAGAUGUUCAUCGUUCAAGAACAGGUUGAGUAACCAAGAUCCGACCCUAGAUUCCGAUUUCGCCAAGGCACUAUCGAAAACAUGUGGAGCAGGCGAUAAUGCUGAGCAAUCUUUCGACGACACGCCGAAAAAUUUCGACAAUGAUUACUUCAAUGCAUUGACGAGAAAAAAUGGGGUUCUUUUCUCGGAUCAAGUGUUGUAUACGGCGACCGGUACGAGGGCCAUUGUCAAUGGUUACGUCAUGAACGAAGCAAGGUUUUUCCUUGAUUUCCAGCAGUCAAUGGUGAAGAUGGGGAGGCUUGAUGUUAAGGAAGGCCCCAAGGGAGAAGUUCGAAAGAACUGCCGCAAAAUUAACUGAAAAUUUGCUAUUCUAUAAUUUUCUGUAACCUAAAUCGUAUAAACUAAAAAUGCAGUAUCAAAUUA